GUUUCGGGUCAGUCUGUCUCUGCUCGUGCUGUGGAUCAGUAACUAAGGCCAUGCUGUUAUUUUGCCUGCAGUUCCCCUGAGGUGAAAGAACGCUGGUUAGAUACUCUUCACAGGAAAAUCAAGGAAGCAACGGAGCGGUCAGGUUCUCUGUCACCACCCCCAAGUGUACUCAUGACGGUUCUGAGCGGCAGUAUCACUUGUAAAACUCUAACAGGAGGUGGAAUGGAUUCAGUCAUCGAACAGCCUUCAGAUGGCAAUGUGAAAACCCUCCCCCAUUCAGAGCAGUUGUGUAACACGGAGGAGAGAACGUGCCAUCCCAUUGAGAACGGCAGCAGCAGCAAAUGGAGCCUUAUUCCGAAGCUUCUGAGGAAGGGCUCCAGCCAGUCCAGUCCUGCCCACUGCCCAGAGCCCGCCACCAAGACCCCGCUCUUCGGUCAGGUGCUAUCCAAAGUCUGUGAUGACAACGACAGGCUUCCCAAACCCAUCACGGAGAUACUCAUGCUGCUGCUGAAGAAGGGGACCUUCACGGAGGGCGUGUUCCGGAAGCCCGGGAACGCCCGCAACCUGAAGGAGAUUCGGGAGCAGCUCAACGGCGGGGUGGAGGUGGAAUUGGGGGCUGCGCCCGUUAUCCUGCUGGCUGCUCUGUUCAAGGACUUCCUGAGGCAGCUCCCUGGCAGCCUGUUGGUAGCAGACCAGUACAAAGCAUGGAUGGCAGCGCUGGAGAAAGAGGAUGACCAGGAGAGAUGCAACAAACUCAAGCAGGUGAUAGACAAGCUCCCGAGAGCCAACAUCCUGCUGCUGCAGCACCUGCUGUGCGUGCUCCACCACAUCAGCAAGAACGCCGAUGCUAACAAGAUGACCGCCAAGAACCUGGCCGUGUGCAUCGCCCCCAACCUGCUCCAGCGUGACAACCUGCCCUUGGACAGGGAGACCGUCGACAAGGUGACAGCCUUGACACAGUACCUCAUUGAGAACUGUUGCAAGAUAUUUGGGGAACACAUCCAGACUCUUCUUGGAGACCCUGAUGAGGAAGAACUUGUUGACAACUCAGAUUCACUCUCCUCGCAUCAGCACGACUCCGCCUACGACAGCACCGAUCCCGACGCAGAUGGUGAUGUGGGGGUGGAGCUGAUGGAGAGCAGGCCCCACCCAUGCCACAGCAUCCCGCAGUCCACCGGGUGCAAAGAUGACCGGCCAGCCGUUCCCUCUUGCUCGUCCAGCGCCAUCUUCCAGACCUUCACCAAGCCCUUCAACAGGAGGAGCUCAGAGCCUGCCAUCUUCCACACCACCGGCAUGACCAACCUCCGGGGGCUGGCCAGGAGUCACGACGACUUCUCCCUGGACAAGGAGAGCUUUAAGGAGCAGCCGCUGAAGAAGCAGACCUCAGACGACUCCUUCCUGAUGCACAGGCGGAGCAAGAGAGGGCAGCUGCUCCUCCAAGCCCACAGGAGCAGCUGGGCCUCGGACCUGCCCGCCUCCCGCAAAGACGACUCCUGCUCCUCCUCCUGCUCUCUGGAGAGCUCCUUCUCCAACCAAUCGGAGAACUCCGUCUUCACCAGCUCUCCCUUGGCUUCCCCUUCCUGUCCCAGAAAACCCCUGUUUUCCCACCACCAGUCCUUCUCUGCCAAGGCGGUGGAGGAGGUCCCAGCGCAGAGUAAGGAGGUGAAGAGACGCACACAGUCCAUGAAGACUGAGAGCAAGAACCCGCGGAGAGUCAGGAGCUGGAGUUCCUUUGCCCGGGCCAGCUUUAAAAAAGGGGAACCCCAGAAGGAGGCCACGUUCCCCUGUGAGACUCUCCAGGAGGACUCCCAGAGCGAGGCAGAGCCCGCUGAGCCACCUGUAAGGCCACGCCCGCUGUCCGCCAUCGCCGUCUUCCAGCAGGUGGACAGCCGGAUCCCGGGCAAGCCUCCGUCAUACAAGGAGGCCAUCCUCAGCGGGCUCCAGCCUCCCCCCCCGCAGUACCACGCCAUGACUGUGCAGGGCGCCAGAGAGCUGGAGAGGAAGUCCCGCCCCUCGUCAGUGAGCGAGGACUCCCUGUACUCUGUCCUACCUGUCAAUACAUUCAUGGACUGCUUCCCCCAGACCCCGGACAGUGGUGUGGAAGACAUGCCUGCCGCAGACCCACACCAACUGGUGUUCCGUCAGAGAGCCAUGUCCGAGUCAGUGUCCCGGACCCGGCACGAGAAGCUGAACCGCAGGUGCAGCCAGCCGCUUUUCGAGGAGAUGUCCUACGCCAAGGAGUCCUACGUGUAAACUACUCCUCUCUGUCCUUUGUGCAAUGUGUUACACUUUGUAUGUGCAACGGUUAAGUUGCACUCUCUUAAGUAGUACUGUUUAGAGUACAGAAUUAUACUGUUUUUUUCAGUUUUAAAAGCUAUGUAAAUAUGCAGAAUUACAAGGUUAAAAAACCCUU
This is a messenger RNA of Megalops cyprinoides (Indo-Pacific tarpon), 2413 nucleotides long. RefSeq names its product T cell activation RhoGTPase activating protein b (gene tagapb). The coding region runs from base 172 to 2253 and encodes 693 amino acids. NCBI's taxonomy places the organism in Eukaryota, Metazoa, Chordata, Actinopteri, Elopiformes, Megalopidae. The record is from RefSeq and is a predicted model, not a curated record. The transcript is spliced from 10 exons. Gene Ontology annotation, biological process: regulation of Rho protein signal transduction; signal transduction. Gene Ontology annotation, molecular function: GTPase activator activity.